Molecule: messenger RNA, 660 nt
Organism: Encephalitozoon cuniculi GB-M1
Lineage: Eukaryota; Fungi; Microsporidia; Unikaryonidae
Exons: 1
Coding region: 1-660 (219 amino acids)
Source: RefSeq, marked provisional
AUGAGCAGAUGCGAAUACUGCAAGUCCAGAAACAUGUUGCCUCUCAAUGGAAAGUACUAUUGUGAGGAAUGCGAAAUAUACUACAUAUACAAAGACAAGAAGCAGGAAUAUUCUAAUCUCCCCAUAGAAGAAAUAGGACAGAUGACGGUUGGGAAUCAUCUUUGCAGAAAGUGUAAAUUAAAAUACUCGGGAAAGAAAAGCAUCGCGUGUACAACGUUUCGCGAAUACUUCAAGAAACUUCCCAUGUGUAAGAGAUGUAAGAAAAGCAACGAGAGAUGCAUAAAGAAUGCAUUCUUCAAAAACUUCAUACUCUACAAGACUUAUGGUCGGGUGUUUUCGAUACGAUACAUUAUAUUUCACACCUUAUUGUUCUACUUGGUGGGCAGCUCCAUCCUUUAUAGACUUUUUGCAAUCAAUCUGAUUACUUACCAAAAGAGAGGAUUCAGGCUCUACGAGUGCCUAUUCAAUUCCAUUCUUACUGCUACUCUUGGAUACUGGAGAUGGGGCGUCAUUCCGUUGUACCUGUACUGUUUGUUUUCAAUGGUGUGGUCUAACAGGUGGCACUAUAGAGUCCCAGUCGACCUGGACGGCCCUCCUCCGAACAUCCUAGAAUACUUGGAGCAUCUCAACAUAGGAGGAAAGAAGGAUUGGCAGGGUUGA